Haliotis rufescens (red abalone) is the source of this 1058-nucleotide messenger RNA. RefSeq names its product demethylmenaquinone methyltransferase-like. The transcript is spliced from 6 exons. Lineage: Eukaryota; Metazoa; Mollusca; Gastropoda; Lepetellida; Haliotidae. The coding region runs from base 213 to 899 and encodes 228 amino acids. The record is from RefSeq and is a predicted model, not a curated record.
ACAAUGACACUGGGGUUGUUUAGAUUGGGCACUAGCUGAUGUUUCAACUUCAUGUGACCAGGCUUAAAAGAUAUGCUGUCCCACUAACCCAGCAUUGUGAUAAGAGGACACAGCUGCAUCUUAUUGUGGCGAGUCGACGCAGGCGUUAAGAGAGAAAGUUCAACACCCGUGUGAUCAUCCUAAUCGACCUUGACAGACCUCGACACGACACAAUGUCCCAACAUCACAAGGAAGCCAGGUUUAAUCCUAAACUGAGGACGGACAUGACUCCGCAGCAGAUAGCGGAGAUGUUCGACGACUUCGCCGACGACUAUGAUGAGGAAGUCCUGGAAAAGGGACUCCGGGCUCAUGAACUUGUCGGAGACUUCUUGGCCACGACCUACCCUGAGAGCGACCGGUCCAGUCUGAAAGUUCUGGACGUCGGAGCAGGGACAGGAUUUGUCGGCCUGAAGCUGAAGGCGCUUGGCUUCACCUACGUCGAUGCCCUUGAUCCUGCUCAGAAAAUGUUGGAUGUGGCAAAAACCAGAAACGUUUACCGUCGCCUGAUCUGUGCCUUCAUGGACAAAAACAGGGUCGAGGAAAUUGAAACAGACUUCUAUGACUGCAUAACGGCCACAGCAGCUUUCAAUGAGGGUUUAGUACCCUGUAAUGCCUUCGCCCAGAUGAUCAGAAUUGUUAAGCCCGGUGGACGGAUAGUUUUCACAAUCCCACAAAAGAACAUUAACAACGCUGUCGAGUACCGUGACCGGUUACUUCCCUUGAUAGACAAGCUUGCGGCAGAGGGAGCCUGGGAAGUGACUGCAAUACCUCUCGCUGACGGUCAAUUGGCCAAAAGCCUAGGUCCCGGGAUUCUUUACAGUUUGAAAGUAAACGUGUCGGAGAAAUAUUUUGAGAUUUAAUAAAGUCUCUCUUUUUAAAAUAUAUUUAUGUAUGACAUAUGACGUCAAAGAUCCAUGACUCGAGAAUCCCUAUUUGUCUCGUGCAUUGUUAGCGUUUAAAGUUUGGAAAGCACACGCAGCAUAUCGUGAUAAGAAUAAAGACCCUCUAUGGUAACACUU